Molecule: messenger RNA, 3001 nt
Organism: Paramisgurnus dabryanus
Lineage: Eukaryota; Metazoa; Chordata; Actinopteri; Cypriniformes; Cobitidae
Gene: rragcb
Product: Ras-related GTP binding Cb
Biological process (GO): positive regulation of TORC1 signaling; negative regulation of autophagy; cellular response to starvation
Cellular component (GO): Gtr1-Gtr2 GTPase complex; nucleus; lysosome
Molecular function (GO): GTPase activity; GTP binding
Source: RefSeq, a predicted model, not a curated record
CUGCAGCCAUCCUCCUGUGCGCCUGUCAUAUGAUCAGCUUCCCGUUUGUAUUUGUUGAUGCGAGCUAACCGCUUCUCAUUAUGAAACCACUUUACCUGUAUCCAAACUAAACCUUUAUUUCAUACCGUCCACAAAUACAUCACCUAAACGCAACCACCAGAAUCUAGAGAGAGAGUUGGGAGAAGUUUGAAGCUUUAUAAAGCGCGCUACAAUGUCGAUCGAGUACGAGGAACAGCUAGCCGGAAGCCUGGUGGACUCUUUCCCUAAAGAUUUCGGCUACGGCGUGGAAAACAUGGAUAUGAUGCAGGAAAACUUGGAAAACUCUCCUUCUGCCGAUAACAAACCCAGAAUUCUGUUGAUGGGACUGAGACGGAGCGGGAAAUCCUCCAUCCAGAAGGUGGUCUUUCAUAAGAUGUCCCCCAAUGAGACGCUCUUCCUGGAGAGCACCAACAAGAUCCACAAGGACGACAUCUCUGCCAGUUCUUUUGUGAACUUUCACAUAUGGGACUUUCCAGGACAAGUGGACUUUUUUGACCCGACGUUCGAUUACGAGAUGAUUUUCCGGGGCACGGGCGCCUUGAUCUUCGUCAUUGAUGCACAAGAUGAUUACGUAGAAGCAUUAGGACGGCUACAUUUGACUGUGUCACGGGCAUUUAGGGUGAACCCAGAGAUUAAUUUCGAGGUGUUUAUACACAAAGUGGAUGGUUUAUCUGACGAUCAUAAAAUUGAGACGCAGAGAGACAUUCAUCAGAGAGCUAAUGAUGAUCUGAUCGAUGCCAGUCUGGAAAAGCUUCACCUGAGUUUCUAUCUCACCAGCAUCUAUGAUCACUCCAUCUUUGAGGCCUUCAGUAAGGUGGUCCAGAAACUUAUUCCUCAGCUGCCCACACUGGAAAACCUCCUCAACAUAUUUAUUUCUAAUUCUGGUAUUGAGAAAGCGUUUCUAUUUGACGUGGUCAGCAAAAUCUACAUCGCCACGGACAGUUCGCCGGUGGACAUGCAGUCAUAUGAGCUCUGCUGUGACAUGAUCGAUGUCGUCAUUGAUGUCUCGUGUAUUUACGGACUGAAGGACGACGGCAACGGUAACGCUUACGAUAAAGAGUCUCUGGCCAUUAUAAAACUGAAUAACACCACAGUCCUUUACCUUAAAGAGGUAACCAAGUUUCUGGCUAUGGUCUGCAUCCUGAGAGAGGAGAGCUUUGAGAGGAAAGGUUUGAUAGACUACAACUUCCACUGCUUCAGAAAGGCCAUUCACGAAGUAUUUGAGGUGAGCAGCGCCACCCAGAGGACAGUAGCAGCGGUGGAGUCCAGCCCUCCCAGCAGCAGCGGCGGCAACAUUCUGACCCGGCUCAAAUCAGCAGCGAUGAACGGUACACCCAGGAGCCUGGUUUAACCUGAGACACAUGGACCACUAAGAGCACAGCGCCUUUACACUAGUGCACUAAACAUGCACUAACGUACACAUGAGAUUACUGGAGCGUUUCUCUGGUUACACCUGCUGUUUCAGGUACAAAGAGACGAUACCAGAAGACUCAAGGAUCAGAGAUCUACAUUGCUGCUGUUUUAUUAUAUUAUGAUCUGUGUGUGUGCGCGUGUGUAUGUACUGUAUGUGUGUGUGCAAAGCACCGUAUCACCUAAUGUAGUAGGGGCAAAUGGAAAAUCUGUGCAAUGUAGCCAAGAUAUUGAAACACAAUUAAAUGAGUUCCUUAAAAUUGUGCUUAAGUUUUAGACUGAGCCGAUCUAGACUGCAGUGCUAUAACAUUGUCUGGAUUGACUUCAGUACGUCCACGGGUCCUAAACGGACUACGGCUGUGUCAUAAAGCACCUAUAAUACCCAGAAGUGCAGUUUAGUAGUCUGCUAUGUUUAGGGAAACAGCCCACUUUACAGGUGAAUCUCACACAGACACGUGUAGCUUAUGAUUUUCUCCGAUUUAAUUUAAUACACCAAGAAAAUGGAGGUUAUUUAAGUUUUGCAUUAUGACAUUAUUUUCUAUUGAGUAUAUUUGUUUCUUAACAAUGUUGUCUUACUUUUGCAUUAUAUUUUCAUUGGUAUAACAUUUUUCUCUUACAUUGGUAUAAAUGAAUACAGCUUUUUUUCCACAUUACAGUUAUGAGAAUGUGGGAGACACAUUUUGGCGGAAAUAAUAUCACAAUGCAAAAAUUACAAUAAAUGCAGGAAUUAUUUACUUUAGGGUAAAAUAUGUCCUGUACAUGUUUAGGUUUAAAUUCAUGAUAGUUUCAUUAGGUAUACUAGUUAUCUUUUGAGGUAGUAAAACAGAAAUCUUUUACAGAAAAAUUAGCCGAAAUCCUCAACCACUUUCUUUAGGAGGACAUUUGUUCAUGUUGACCUGUUAAUCCAGUUGCUGACACUAUUACUUAGUAUUUUUUAAGAGGAUAUAAAGGGAGAAAAGGCUCAAAUUACAUUUUAAGAUUCUUGUGGAUGUCUGGCUGUCUCUGCGAACUGCCUUACAGAUAAAUGAAUCACAUACAGAGGUUUUUACUUCAGUUAUGGAACGUAUGGUUAUUUUCUUGCCUAAAAUCUUCUUAAUUUAAUAUGAAAUAAUCAGGGAACAUAUAUGAGCCCAAUAGUUUGCCAUUAAAUGGUAAUUACAGUGUUCUGGUGUAAUGAGAUACAUGGGGAACAUGCAUGGGGAAAGACGCUGAAGUUUGUUGAAUGCAAUAUAAAGGUAUUAUGUGAAUAAUUCGUAUUUCUCCUUUUAUGUGCUUUAUUCUUCUAUUCACAGUUUUAAAAAAAUCCCAGAUUUUGUAUGAAUAUAUAAUGAUGGCUGUGCGUACGACCAACUUAUCACUGCAUUGUAUGAUUGUGAAAGCUUUGGUUUUGUGUGUGUGUGUCCUUUCUUUUUUCUAAUAAAGUGUGAAAAAUAAGAUAUUAAUUUUUGUGGUCGAAUUAUAUAGAUUAUUACCUGUAAGAUACCAAGAAACUGUUUACUUAUGGUAUAUUUUGUCUCAGAACACGCUGAUAAAUUAAAGCUAUAUUCAUUCA